Pelagomonas calceolata is the source of this 901-nucleotide messenger RNA. Lineage: Eukaryota; Pelagophyceae; Pelagomonadales; Pelagomonadaceae. The record is from the annotation of a GenBank genome assembly.
CGUGGUGUUGAGACUCAAGCGACUGCAAAACUGCAGUUACUACAGCCGCAAACCGCAUUUGACUUACUAUACUGCAUCGCUGCCGUCCAGCGCAGCCAACGUGAGCAACGCAUAUUGCAACCGCAACAUUCCCAUUGCAGCAGCAACAAUGCAUAGAGCAGCAAGCUGGAGCGUCGCACUCGCAGCCGUCGCCGUGGCGCGGCCCGUACCCCUGAAGCUGCAGCUGCGCACGCGACGACCAGAGGCGGGCAGGGCGGGAGCAAGCUUGCGCGCGAUAGGCGUGCGAGGCGGCAGCCGCGACGCGACAGCGAUCGCAAUCCGGGGCGGCAGCUACGACGAGUCGUACGACGACGACUGGAGUGGCGAGGGCUACGCGGGCGGCGACGCCUACGACUACGGCGGCGCGCCGCCCGUCGACGCGCCCAAGCAGAAUUUGGACGUCAAGGGCUUCGUGCCUGAUAGAAAAACAGGUCUCAUCAUGUGUGCCGCCGGCGCGAUGGCGACGAUGCUGGGCAUUUCAUUGUUCUUCGAGAAGAAUUUGAUCCGCGUGGGCAACAUCCUAUUAGUGUUGGGCGCGCCGAUCGUCGUCGGGCCGGCGCGGGCUUCUAGAUAUGUGUUGGCACCGGCAAAACUGAGAGCAACUUUAGUGUUUGCGUUCGGCUUCUUCCUCAUCUUGUCGGGGCGGCCGUUACUGGGAAUUUGUGUGGAGGCGUUCGGGUUCCUGAACCUGUUCGGGAAUCUGUUCCCGAUGCUGGGCGUCAUGCUGCGGUCACUGCCCUUCGUGCCAGGAGGUGGCAACACAGGUGGGAAUUCGGGAGGGGGCGGCGGCCAGGACUUCGGGGGCAUGCCCAUGCCGCCUCCCCAAGAUGAGUACGGGGGGUACUAACAAUCAACUUAGGUA